GGUGUGAGUGGUGGUGGUGGUGGGGGGGGGCUGACUCCCUGUUUUACCCAUGAUGCUCCGGCGGCGGCCUCACGCCACAAACUCCCCCAAAAGAAAGAUGCCGCCCGGCGGCGCCGCGAGCCGCGCCUUCUCCUCGUGAACCCGGCACCAGCUCGCGGUCUGAAGCAGCAGAAUGGCAGAACUGUUUAUGGAAUGUGAAGAAGAAGAACUGGAGCCCUGGCAAAAGGCAACUAAAGAUCCUGAAGAGGAUGAUGAUGAACUGAUUUUUGUGGGAGAAAUUACAAGUUCCAAAACUUCCAACUAUCCAUGCAACAAAUCAGCAAAUACAACUUUUAAUGUGACACAACAAGGAGGAAUCCAAAAUGGUGGACUUAGUAGAGGCAUGAUGGUCUCCUUUAAUAGUGGCUCAUCAUCCACACAAUCAACCAACCAGCAGUCUGGGGCUUCUGCUCUAUCAAAUUCUAGCACUAUGGCAGGAUAUCAACCAGUAGGCCGACCUCCAACUGCUUCAUUAACAACACAACCUAUGAAAUUAACACAGGGCUUUGUUUUAAAAGAUACAAGUUCAUCUGCAUCUCAAAGUUCAGGAGGCGUACUUUUUAAUGCAAGGCCGAACCCAAGUGUAACACGCUAUCAAAGCCAACCAACUAUUCCUGCUGUUUCAGUGAGUACAACUCAGUGCACGAAUGUCAGUAACAAGCGUCCUGCAAUCUGUGAGAUAAAUAACAUUACUUCAAAGAAACCAAAAAACAUUGAAGUUGGACUUGGAAUCAAUUCACCAAUUUUAUCAUCUUCAAACAGUUGUCCUACAUUGGUGCCACCUUAUAGCAGUACCUCAAAAGGAACACAAAGUAACAUUAAGAAUGGCGUGCCAGUCCCAAGGGCUUGUCCAAAAUGUAACAUUCACUUCAACAUCUUGGAUUCUUUGCGGCAACAUAUGGUUUUCUGCUGCCCAGAUUUGGUGUCCAGCUACUGUCCAGUACCAUCCUCUGAACAUUGUCUCAACAUGCUUGAGGAAACCGAGAGUGGGAAAUUGAUUAUGUUGGUCAAUGACUUUUAUUAUGGGAAAGAUGAUGGUGAAGCUCACCAAAUAUUGCCAGAUCAGAAGACAAACACAACGUUUAAGUGCUACAGCUGUUUGAAGAUUCUUAAGAAUAAUAUAAGGUUUAUGAACCACAUGAAACAUCACAUGGAACUCGAGAAGCAGAGCAGUGAGAGCUGGGAAAACCAUACCACCUGUCAGCAUUGUUAUCGCCAGUUUCCCACACCGUUUCAGCUCCAGUGCCACAUUGAAACUGCACACAGCCCAUAUGAGUCAACGACAAUUUGCAGAAUUUGCGAGCUAUCCUAUGAAUCUGAGCAAGUACUUCUACAGCACAUGAAGGACAAUCAUAAACCAGGUGAAAUGCCAUAUGUUUGUCAGGCAUGCAACUACCGUUCGUCAGUAUAUUCCGAUGUUGAUGCUCAUUUCCGCAUUAUUCAUGAAAGUACCAAGCAGUUGCUAUGCCCUUUUUGCCUUAAGGUCAUUAAAAGUGGAAAUGCUUAUGUUCAGCAUUACAUGAAACAUCAGAAAAAAGGAGUUUACCGCUGCAGUAAAUGCAAACUUCAGUUUUUGACGUGUAAAGAAAAAGUGGAUCACAAAACUCAACAUCAUAGGACAUUUCGAAAACCUAAGCAGUUAGAAGGUCUACCUCCGGGAACCAAGGUUACGAUUCGAGCUUCCAUGACACCUUAUCCGGUGGGAUCAUCUUCCGUGUCUUCAGAUACAGCAACCGGUUCUGCACUCCAGUGCUCAUCACCAGUCACAUUAAACACUAAAUUAUCCUCAUCAACCGCAAACCAAGUUAGUCAUGAGAGAAAGUUACUUCUGGAUCAGCAGGACCUUGACCAAGAUGAGAAGAAAGAGAGUACAGUCAGCAAAAAAUUAACCAAAUCUUUUAAUGUUGUGUUGCAGUCUUUGAGAAACGAAUCAGGUGUUCAUAAAUGUAUUGAGUGUGACACAGAAAUCAAGGACUUUCCCAGCCACUUUCCAACUUAUGCCCAAUGUUCCCUUUGCCGCUUUGGCAGCAGCUGCAACAAAUCUUAUACAACACAUAGGAUGAGCUUUCAUACUGCCCCGAGUAAAAAGAGAUGUUGGAUGUUCACAGAUUAUUCAAACAAACUGAGAGGUAUCAAACUGGUGUGUGUUAGUUGCCCAUUUCAGACAGAUGGUACUGGUUCAGAUGAAAUGGCAAAGCAUCUUGAUCAAAAUGAAUUCCAUGACUGUUGUUUCGUUUCGGAGUCUUGUGUUUCCUCCACUGCAGACAACAGUGCUGUUGAGUGCAGUACAGACGUUUCAGAAACUAACAAAACCAAGAAAUACAAGGAGAAUCAAUCGUCCACCUUACCUGAAGCAGAAAGUUUGGAAACGGGGUUAUCUUUCGAUGGAACUCAAGAAAAGACUGACCAGACUUUAAGAACUGAGGUUGAAUUGGUGGAAGAAUUAUCUUCACCACAAAUUCCUGCUGAAUUAAAUAAUCAUCAAGAAUCUGAUGGCAAAGAAGUGAGCUCUGCUGAAGAAUAUAGAAAAUAGUCACAAUCCUGGAGAGAGCGAUGGUCUGUCUGAAUUGACUAGAGGAAUAGAAAAAGAAAGCAAUGCACAGACCGUACAUGAUGGAUCCUCAGAAAAAGAAGCUGCAGCUUCAAAUUCUGAUCAAGAACAAGGUUUUUGUUUUGUUGACGAGGAUGUUGAUGUUAAAAUAAUAGAAGAAUGUGAGAGAAACACCGUAUUUGAUGAAACGAAAGAUCAAGAGACCCUGGAGAAUACCGUGCAGAAAUCCCAAGGAAAGGGGAAGGAGAGGCUUGGUUGCUUCGGUAGAAAAACGUUUCAUCGAUAUGAGGGUGAUAGUAAAGAUGAAAAUGUGGGACAGGACAAAGAUCCCAAAGAAGAUGUUUCCUUUGAACAGUUUUUUAGAAGCAAAGAUGAACCAGAGGCCAUUGGUUCUGAUGUGAGUGAGCAGGGCAGCAUUCAGCUCGAGCCACUCACCCCUUCUGAGGUUCUGGAGCACGAAGCUACUGAGAUUCUACAGAAAGGGGGUGUAGUGAUCUCAACAAAGAAAAAGGGUUCAGCUGCAUCCGAGUACGUAGAUGAAAAUGCUAAAGACGCCAGUCCGGGCACAGUACUAAUGAGCACAGAACAUCAGGAAGAAAAUGAAAAGAGUUGAAGUCUUGUGUGCGAGACUUAUUUAUCUUAUUAGACUUUGUUCAUAAAAAAAACACAAUUCAAGCACACAAAAUGCUUUGUUCAUAAAAAAAAACUGUUAGACUCAUACUGUUAAAGACUUUGAUAUUCUUACCUUGCUCAGACUCGAGUUCACAUUCCUGUCUUUGUCAAAACAAUUUUUUUAAAGAAGCAUGUGAAUAGAAAAGACUUACAAUUCUGUAGAAUUUCUGUAUAAACUAAACACCUUUGUAUAGGUGUAACUUUGCCAGGCUAUCAGCUUACCUAAGUAAACUUUCAGUGAAAGUGGAAUCAUUACAAUAUACGUGAUUGUCAUUGUGCAACUGUGCAGAAACAUCUGACUGCAGUCAUGGACAACAGGACAUAAUACUGUAAGUGCUGUUGCUGUAACCCAGUGCUUAUUGUUUUAAUAGUCUUUAAAAUAGGGUUAGACCCUUUAGGAUGGGUUUCAUGGUAAACCAAAGUGCUUCAUCCUUUCCUUUUACUGUAGAAAAUAGAAUAUAUUGUGUUAAGUACUUAUUUCUUUAUAUUGGCAUGUAUGUUUUGUUCAGCAGUUAGUCCUGCUUACAGAGGUAGACAUAAAAGGCAAGGACUGCAGAAUAUGUAACAGUGAAUAGUAAAAACAAACAAACUGCAGUACUUUGCCGUGCCAAGCUAACUGUGUAUGAGGAAGAAUAAAGCUGCUUAAAGUUAUUCUAAAUAUUUUUGCUAUGUAUUUGGUAAAUAGCUUCAGACAUGUACUUUGCUCGUGACAGACAGUGGCUUGCUUUGAUGUACUAACGGUUUGCAUAAAACUACAAAACCUUAUUUAAAAAUCAAAACCAUAGACUUGAAUCCUUAGAUGUAUCUAAUUUUACUUUGUUAUAAAGCUUGUUUUAUUUUAGUUAUGAGAAUAAUAACCAGAGAGAAGGGUCAUAGUUACCAAAAUUUGUACAUGGUGUGAAUGCAAGAUCGCCCUGAUGCUGGCUGUUUUAUUCUGAGUGCAUUUUGCUAGAGACUACUUUUGCGUAAAGCAAUUUUAAAAAUAGCAUGCAUCAAACUUAAUGGAUAUAAUUUUUACUUGUUUUAAUUUUGGCUCUGAUUUUCAUGUGGGUUCUUAUUUUAAAAUAUUUAAUUGUAGCCUCUUCGCUCUUCUAAAUCUCACAUUUCCAAACGGAGAACACUAUCUGAAAGCUUUCGUGUUUGUCUGGCAUUUUAAAAAAAAGUUAAGAUUUUAAACAAAAUAAUUAAUACUUAAUGAUGAAACAUCUCGCUGAUAUGAUAAGACGCUGUAUCAAAUGCAAGGAUUGUUAAAUAGAAACUUCCUUAAAAGGCCUGCAGAUUCCAAGCCACAAAGCAGUGUUUGUGCCAUUCACAAAAAUCUUAUUCCAUAAUAGACACACCGACAAUAUCAGCAGUUGUGUUUUCAUUUCUGAGAGACAGAUAAUAGAUUGUGAAUAUUUCAUAGCUACCUAGUUUGGUUAUAGGUUAUAGUCUAUUUCGAGUUGCUAUUAUUGUGCAUUUUCUCAGUGUUUGCAACCCACCUAAAGUGACCAUUGGUACUGUCAUAUUCUUCUAGAUGCCUUAUGAGAUUAACAUGAAUGUUUGGGUUUCUGGUACCUAAAACAUUAAUCCGGAAGUGUGACGAUACAAUUUUCUGUCACUUAUCUCUGCAGACUUUCAAACUUAUAAACAUUUCCAUGGUUUGUUUUCAUGCGUCCUAUUUGAGGGAGUGCUCUGGUUUGAGGCUUGCACACUUGCUCCUGAUUGCCAUCAAUGCCUUUCUGUAAUUAUCUACCUGGAGGUUUCUUUGAUAAGUGUUUUUGUGUGUGUGUUUUCUCUUUCUCUCCCUCUCUUUCUUCCCCAUUUGCAGUUGACACUGGCCAAUUUGAAUUGAAGGAAUAACAACAGCGGCAAAUUACAUUUGUGUUGCGCCUUUCACGUCAGGAGGACGUCCCAAAGCGCUGGACAGUCAGGGAUCCGCACCCUGUAAUUCCCUACUGGGGACCUGUGAUCGAAAAGCUUGCCUUAUAAUCGGAAAACUGCAAUUCUCCCCUCGAAUAUCAAGAGUUCCUUUAAAAAAAACUGCAGAUUGUCUAAAAGGUGCCCAUUCUAAUACUUACAAUUACAAGAAUAAACCUCUUGAAAUCCUGGUUUGCUGACCAGAUUUAACAUCACAAAGUACUGUGUGGUGACCUAAUGAGCAGUGUUCCAUUGUCUCUGCCUUUCUCAUUGUCUUUUUAUUUACAAAUAACAUCACAAAUCAAAAUUAGUGGUCAGUCAUUGAUAGUAUGAAAAGCUGAUCUAGUUGCUGCUAUAGAUUUGUGCUCAGCCCUCAGUUUUUUUUUAAAAAACCAGGCAGAUGUAAUCCAGGGUAAAUGCAAUAGAUUGUGCCAGGCCUCCUUCAAAACUAUAAAACUCUCAAAAUGUUAUCCAAUCUAUUUGCUGUGGCAUUAGAAAUUCUCAACUAUGUUUUAUAUCUAUGUGGACAUCACUCAAGAUUUCCUUCACUGUAGCUGAUUGUGCCAGUGGUUUUAACACAUGCAAUCUACUUUGUAGGGGAAUUGAGAACUGAUAUAGAGCUCAUCUAAUAUAAUUUCCUUCACACAGCUAAGUUAUAGCAGGGUUGUAAAUACUUCUAUUUUGUGUUUUCAAAAUGCUUAAUUUAGAAUCAUUUGCAGUAUUUUACUUUAAAACAAUGUAUCUAUUUGUAUGUUGGAUUUAUGUUGUUUUUUGUUUUGCUGUUAUACCUCCAAAGUGUGAAUUUACUUGUUCCACUCCAAGAUGCUCGCACUUGAGUUUGUGAUCAAUUCAUGGACAUUGGGUAUCAAAAGGAACUGUAAACAAAGCAAUGUGCAACUGAAUACAUGUUAUAGAUGCCUGUGCUUACGAAUGUUGGAAAAUGGACAGAUUAGGCAAUUUUGCAUUAUUGGACUAAGCUAGUUGUCAAAACAGAUUGGAUCUUUGUGAAAUGUAAAAAUUAGUAGUGCACAGUGCAAAGGCUUUUCCUUAUUUCCAUGCAACUGUUUUUUUUAAUGCUGGUUAACUUUGAUAAUGACAAAUAUUUCCAAUCAUACAGUUGCCACUUGGGACUGAAAUGAUUCCUCUUCAGAGUAAAGUUGCUGUACACGGGGAGGGGGUGGAAAAUAAUGGGUUGUAUAUUUUUCUUCUUGUAGAAGUUAAAUGUAACUUUAAUGCCAGUGCCUGCAAGCUCAAAUAAAGAAAAUGCAUCUAA
Callorhinchus milii (elephant shark) is the source of this 6434-nucleotide messenger RNA. It is a transcript of the gene znf280d, whose product is annotated as zinc finger protein 280D. Bases 173 to 2572 code for a protein of 799 amino acids. The record is from RefSeq and is a predicted model, not a curated record. Gene Ontology annotation, molecular function: RNA polymerase II cis-regulatory region sequence-specific DNA binding; DNA-binding transcription factor activity, RNA polymerase II-specific. Gene Ontology annotation, biological process: regulation of DNA-templated transcription. Lineage: Eukaryota; Metazoa; Chordata; Chondrichthyes; Chimaeriformes; Callorhinchidae. The transcript has 20 exons.